GACGCGCCUUUGCUCCCCGCACUCUGGUCCCCUCCCGUCCACCACAGCACAGCCGGCCGCCGUCUUGCCCAUCUGGACGCUUUGUCGUCUGAUUAUCCUCCUCUGCCCUCGGCGUCGUCGUCGUCGUCUUCUUCUCCUCUCCACUUCCAAGCACUCCACAGCAACUCUACCACUCCCUGCCAAGAAUGAGCGACGUACAGAACGCCGUGCCAGCCGCGGCCACGACACCGCAACAGCAGCCUCAAGGCACCCCCAUCCAGCAAAAUGCCCCAACGCCCGCCUCGGUCGCUGGCGCUGGCUCAGGCGACCAGCUCGUCUGCCAGUGGCAGAACUGCGGCGACCGCCUGCCAUCUGCCGAGCAGCUCUAUGACCACGUUUGUGAGCGUCACGUUGGCCGCAAGAGCACCAACAACCUCAACUUGACGUGCCAGUGGGGCAACUGCCGCACAACAACCGUCAAGCGUGAUCACAUUACCUCUCACAUCCGUGUUCACGUGCCCCUGAAGCCACACAAGUGCGACUUCUGCGGCAAGGCCUUCAAGCGCCCCCAGGAUCUCAAGAAGCACGUCAAGACUCACGCCGACGACUCUGUCCUGCUCCGCUCACCCGAGCCAACCCGAGGCGGCGCCCACGGCGCUCAAGGCUACCCGGGCCAGAACGGUAAACUGGUCGCUGACUUGCAGGCGCUUGCCGCUACAGCGAGUGGAUAUCAAUAUCCCGAUGGUGCACUUGGAGCCAAUGCAGGCUACGGCCAACAACACCCCGGUGCUGCUCCAGCUGGCUUCUAUGGAGGCCCACCCCAGAACUCUGCCUAUGGACCAGUUUACUAUGCAGUCAACCAAUCUCAGCAGCUCAACAACGACUACGAAAUCAGGAAGCGCGCUGCUUAUGACGCUCUCAACGAGUUCUUUGGAGAUGCUAAGCGUCGUGCAAUCGACCCUACCACCUACUACGACGUUGGCCAGCGACUCAUGGGCCUGCAGGGUGUUCAACUCCCAGUUCUCGGCGGCGGCGGCGGUUACCAGGCCGGCAUGGGUGAGUACGGCCAUGGAGGCACCAUGGUUGCUCAGGGACAGCACCCACCCAUGCACCACCCCUACUCUCUGCCACUACCCAACCUCAGGACCAAGAGCGAUCUUUUGAACAUUGAUCAGUUCCUUGAGCAGUUGCAGAGCACCGUCUAUGAGAACCCCAACCACGCUGCUGCAGCUGGUGUUGCUCACCCUGGCCACUACAUCCACACUGGUGCCGGUUACCGCUCCAGCAACUCACCACCUGGCCUCUCUUCUAGCCACUCGCAAUCUUCCCACACCACUGCUAUUGGAUCUACUAGCGUCGAGACGCCUGCCUUGACCCCUGCCUCCAGUGUUCUAUCCUACGGCUCUCAGCACUCGCCUGGCGCCUCGCACUCCAGCGGACUUUCUCCCACAUCAAGGAACUCAAUCAGUAGCAUGUACCCCACUCUUCCAUCUGUCAGCGCCAUGUCAGACAUGUCCGCUGCAGCUCCGUCAUCGGGACUUGCCCCAGCUUUCGACACCGACAACCGUCGACGAUUCUCUGGCAACCUUCUGCAGAAGGCUGCCCCUGAUCGAUCCGAGAGCUCUAUGGAUACCUCAAGUGACGCCGGCUCUCCCAAGGAUCGCCAUGACUCUGAGCACGAUAGCCUUCACCACAACGUUAACCAGCUGGCUCUCCACUCUCCCAAGGUUGACCCUGCUCUUCGCUCGCCAAGCGUUUCUUCAUCGACCACCGAGCAGGGCGACUCAUCUCAACAAUCUUGGGUUGAGAACAUCCGUGUAAUCGAGAGACUCCGUGCUUACCUCAAGGAAAGGCUCGAGGCUCACGACUUCUCCGACGACGACGACGAAGACGUCAAGCACGACGAGGAGCGCCGUAUGACCGACGAUGAUGCUCACAACCUUUACCCAGUCUUGCGCGCUGUGCAAGAAGGACGGGAAUAG
Messenger RNA from Bipolaris maydis ATCC 48331, 1961 nucleotides. RefSeq lists its product as uncharacterized. Lineage: Eukaryota; Fungi; Ascomycota; Dothideomycetes; Pleosporales; Pleosporaceae. Gene Ontology annotation, cellular component: nucleus. Gene Ontology annotation, biological process: positive regulation of transcription by RNA polymerase II. The record is from RefSeq and is a predicted model, not a curated record.